This is a messenger RNA of Triticum dicoccoides, 1458 nucleotides long. RefSeq lists its product as uncharacterized. NCBI's taxonomy places the organism in Eukaryota, Viridiplantae, Streptophyta, Magnoliopsida, Poales, Poaceae. Bases 855 to 1415 code for a protein of 186 amino acids. The record is from RefSeq and is a predicted model, not a curated record. The transcript has 2 exons.
CCUCCUCCGUCUUCCUUAUCUCUCUGCUCUUUCUCCUCGGCUUACGACCUCAGAGGUGAAGCACUCGUGCACGCUGAAUUUCUUCCUCCUCCGUCUUCCUUAUCUCUCUGCUCUUUCUCCUCUGCUUACGACCUCAGAGGUGAAGCACUCGUGCACGCUGAAUUUCUUCCUCCUUCGUCUUCCUUAUCUCUCUGCUCUUUCUCCUCGGCUUACGACCUCAGAGGUGAAGCACUCGUGCACGCUGAAUUUCCUCCUCCUCCGUCUUCCUUAUCUCUCUGCUCUUUCUCCUCGGCUUACGACCUCAGAGGUGAAGCACUCGUGCACGCUGAAUUUCUUCCUCCUCCGUCUUCCUUAUCUCUCUGCUCUUUCUCCUCGGCUUACGACCUCAGAGGUGAAGCACUCGUGCACGCUGAAUCCAUUCCAUGCCGAGCCCUUGAUGACCACCUGAAUGCAUCUAACCAACAGACCAUGGAUGAACCCCACACUCCUCGUCACCUACCUUCCUCUCCUAGCAGCCAUGGAAGAGCUCCAUCCCCACACUUUCAUGGUGCUGCGAGCUUGAGGGUUGCAACCCUUCGACGGCGAAGCCUGCAAAUGUGGAGGAGACGACCGAUGCUGGCAAGGCUGACGAGAUGGCUGGCAGCAACUGUGAGUCACAGGUGUUCGCCAAUGUACCUGAGGGAUUUAUCAAGCUUCUCGUCUCCAUCAUCAAAGUCGCGAUCAGGCCAUCGGCUCGUCCGGAGUUCACACUCUACCAGCACAAGAUCAGCGACAGCGUGUCAAUGCACCAGGCCGCGGUGCAAUUCAAGGGAGAACGUUCUGAGUCACGCCGCUUCUGAUUUGUGGGAAGGGCCAUGCCUACGGAGAGGCAUGCUAUGCAGAUGGCUGCCCGUGAGGCGAUAGCUCGUCUCCGGUAUGCUCUCCCUUCGAUGAAGGCUCGUCGCUACCGCUACCUCCCCUGCCACGUGCCAUACACUUGUCACUAUGCAUUCGCUUGCCCUAGGGGAGAGAGAGAUGAGGCUAUUGAGAUGCUGGUUGAGUACCUCAAGGCUCUCGAGGCAGCUUUUGAUAGCCUCGUGGACGACUUUGUGGCUGCUCGUAUGGACUUCGUGCAGGGCUGUUCUGCCAACAGGAGGGAGCUCCUCCAUACAGCACCACCACUGACUUACGUCUCGUCCGCAGCAUCCUAUACACCUGCCAUCUUCGCUAGUGCUCGCCGCCUGCCAACCACUGAGGAGUUUGACCAGGUCAUUGCUCCUACUCCGGUCAGUGCUGCACCACCGGCCGCACCCGCACCAGCGCCUCAACUCAGCACUUCGCGCCUGGAGCCUAUUAGUGAGGAGGAGGUUGAGUCUCCAGCAUCACUAGGUCUUACCCUCGGCAGGCCGAGGGAAAUUCUCACCAUCUCCGACUGAGUGCACCUAGCAGCCGUGCGAUGUACCAGCUUGUAUGAUAUGU